AGGUUCAAUAUUGAUAAUGAUAAAAUAUUGCUCGUGAAACAAAGAAAUGUGUAUUUUCUUUAUCGAACACACACUGCAAAAAAUGUCUAAAAUUAGAAUUUGAGUUAACCACAAGUCACAAGUACUGAUCCGUGGAUAGUAAAGCCGGAUUUUGAUAGCGUAAAUUUAUUGGCCAUUUUCCGAUUGUGAAUGACAUAAGUCAGAAUGCUUUAUUGUACAAGGUAUCCAGCAAGGGGAAUAAAACCGAACUGCCCUUGUUUUAUCAAACCCUAAGGUGCAUUCGACCAUACUAUUGCAGUGUGCCGAUUUUUGAUAACCUUCACAUUGCCGUCCAUCAAUUGGUGCUACGGAAGCUACGAGAUAUUGGAAUGGUGUUGAAUGGUUUUAGCUCUCUGCAUGUACUCUGGGUCGUGGGAAUCAUUAGCCAAACCCAGUAUCAUAUCUCGCAUCGAACCUAAAGCCUUCUGCUAUUGGCUAUUUGUUAUCAACCUGUCUUCUGGGAGAUAACGCAGCGUCCAAUUUGCACGGUGGAAUGCAGAGUAGCCUAUAAAUUGUGUCCUCCUCAUCGACUGGCAGCGAUUGCGUUUGGAACAGCGCAACAGUGUAGACAGAGUUAGUUUUCCCAAAACGAUGCGGAUUGCAGUGAGUGCACUAGUAUUGGUGACCGUCGGUUUGCUGGCCGCGGUCAGUGGCAAAUCGCCAGCAAUUAGCGGCAAACAGAAUGAUGCUGGGAUGGAUUGGUGGGAAUCGGGCGUGUUUUACCAAAUAUACCCGCGAUCGUUUAAAGACAGCAACGGUGAUGGGGUGGGUGAUCUGGCCGGUAUAACGGAUAAGCUUGAACAUCUGGCCGAUCUCGGUGUGAACGGUGUGUGGCUAAGCCCGGUGUUCAAAUCGCCAAUGGCCGAUUUUGGUUACGACAUUGCCGACUUCCGUGAUGUGGAUCCGAUUUUCGGCACUAUGGCCGACCUGGACAGAAUGGUUCAGAAGGCAAAGCAGCUUGGAAUUAAGGUGAUUCUAGAUUUCGUUCCAAACCAUACGAGCGAUGAGCAUGAGUGGUUCAUAAAAUCGGUCAACAACGAAGGAGACUAUCGGGAUUACUAUGUUUGGCGCAAUGGAGUUAACCAGGGAACUCCCAACAAUUGGCAAUCGGUGUUCCACACGCCCGCCUGGACAUUGCUUCCUGGUCAAACGCAAUACUAUCUGCAUCAGUUUGACAAGAAGCAGCCAGAUCUGAACUACCGUAACCCGAAGGUAAAGCAGGAGAUGGCUGAUAUGGUGCGAUUCUGGCUGGACAAGGGCAUCGAUGGGUUCCGUAUCGAUGCGAUCAACCACGCGUACGAGGAUCCACAGUUCCGCGAUGAACGGCUGAUCGAUCCGAACGGAGAGCUGAUCUGGGAAAAUCUGGAUCACGAGUAUACGCAGAACUUGCCGGAAUGUUACGAUCUGAUCUAUGACUGGCGCGACCUAUUCGACCAGUACAAGGCAACCGACAAUGUGACCCGUCUCAUGAUGACGGAGGCGUAUGCCAACCUGGAACAAACGAUGCUUUGGUAUGGUAAUGGUAAUCGCAAGGGUGCACACAUCCCGUUCAAUUUCGCCAUGAUCAACCGGUUGUCGAGUGACUCGCGAGCAAACGACUUUAAGGUGGUAAUUGAUGAGUGGCUCAACGCGAUGCCGACCGGUGCCCAAGCGAACUGGGUGCUGGGAAAUCACGAUCGUCCCCGCAUUGCAUCGCGCUACGGACGGGACCGUGCCUCCGGUUUGGCGGUGCUGGAAAUGACGCUUCCAGGCAUUGCCGUCGUGUACUACGGUGAAGAGAUCGGAAUGGAGGACAACCGCGAUAUUACGUUCGAGGAAACGCAAGAUCCGCAAGCCGCCAACACAAACCCGGAGGUGUAUCAACAGUUUACACGCGACCCGGUCCGCACACCGUUCCAGUGGGAUGCUACGGCGUAUGCUGGCUUUACGGCAGCGACGGCACAAAAAACUUGGCUACCGGUACAUCCGAACUAUCGGGAAGUUAAUCUCGCCGCACAGAAGGCGGCCGGCGAGAGCAUGUUUAAGCUGUACCAGAAAUUGAUCAAGCUGCGCCAGGAGCAUGCGUUUAUGCAUGGCAAGUUCGACUCGAAGGUGCUGCUGAACAAUGUGUUUGGGUACACGCGCACGAUGGAUGGCGAACAGUCGUACGCGGUGGUGGUCAACCUGAAUGAUAACGAUGUGAACGUGAAUCUGCAGGAGCUGCACGAAGAUAUUGAUACGGCCAAGGUGAAACUAACGUCACUCGAUGCCCGUAUGAAGGAGGGCGACGAGGUGACGGAGACGUUCCACAUCAUUCUCGGCCGGUACGAUGCAGUGGUGUUCGAGAUUGCAUCGUCGGCCAGCACGAUCGGGGCGUCCAUGAUUAUGCUGCUAGUCGCAUCGGUUCUGCGUACGCUCUUCUAAGUUUUGUCUUGUGUUUAAAUCUAUCUGUAGUGUAAUUUGUAAUUUAUUCGAUAAAGAAACUGAUCGAAGAACGUGUGUUGAUGAAAA
This is a messenger RNA of Anopheles funestus (African malaria mosquito), 2529 nucleotides long. Its product is annotated as maltase 1-like. The record is from RefSeq and is a predicted model, not a curated record. Gene Ontology annotation, biological process: carbohydrate metabolic process. The transcript has 2 exons. NCBI's taxonomy places the organism in Eukaryota, Metazoa, Arthropoda, Insecta, Diptera, Culicidae. The coding region runs from base 631 to 2442 and encodes 603 amino acids.